AUGAGAGAUGGUGAAACUCUAGUUUCAGCAGGUGGAAGCUUUCAACUGGGAUUCUUUAGCCCUGGUACAUCAAAAGGUCGAUACUUAGGAAUAUGGUACUCUGUUGAUACUGAGACAGUUGUAUGGGUAGCCAACAGAGAAACACCACUUGGCGAUUCUUCAGGAGUUUUGAAGGUCACUGAGCAAGGAGUUCUAGUCCUUCUCAAUAGCACAAACAGGAUUAGCACAGACGAUCCUGCUCCUGGAGAGUUUUCAGUAAGGAUGGAUCGCUGUGGUUUGCCACAAGUUGUUACUAUGAAAGGAGCUAAGAUAAUGGCUAGAGUAGGGUCAUGGAACGGCCUUUAUGUGACAGGAUAUCCAUAUCCUCACCCAAUAUUUGGGUAUGAAUUUGUGUUUAACAAGGAUGAGGUCUAUUAUGAGUACAGGCUUCUAAACACGUCCAUGUUCUUGAGAUAUAUGUUGAAUCCAUCAGGCAUUGCGCAGCGAUUCAGAUGGGUGUACCAAACACAUAGUUGGGAACUUUCCUCUACAUUCCAAGCAGAUCAGUGUGGGAAUUAUGCCUUGUGUGGUGCAUAUACUAGUUGCAAUAUCAAUGUCUCUCCCAUAUGUGCAUGCUUGAAGGGAUUUAUACUAAAAUCUCCAAAAGAUUGGAAUUCGGGAGAUUGGUCUGAUGGGUGUGUUCGAAAGAUUCCAUUGGCUUGCAGCUAUGGAGAUGGCUUCCUAAAGUACACUGGUGUUAAAUUGCCAGACACAUCUUCCUCAUGGUUUGAUAAGAGCAUGAGCCUCAAGGAAUGUAAGGGAUUAUGCUUGGCAAACUGCUCAUGUACGGCAUAUGCAAAUUUAGAUAUCAGGGAGGGAGGAACUGGCUGUUUGCUUUGGUUUGGCAACCUCACUGACAUAAGACAAUUCACUUCCGGUGGUGGUCAAGACCUCUAUGUACGGAUGGCAGCUUCAGAACCUGGUAGCUCUUAG
Prunus avium (sweet cherry) is the source of this 972-nucleotide messenger RNA. NCBI's taxonomy places the organism in Eukaryota, Viridiplantae, Streptophyta, Magnoliopsida, Rosales, Rosaceae. The record is from RefSeq and is a predicted model, not a curated record.